AUGGAUAAAAAAAAAAUAAAACCAAGUACCAGUAGCUCAUCAUCAGCAUCCGCUACAAAUAAGUCACAAAACUCAUCCACAGGAGCAGCAUCAAAAAGUACGAGUAAAAAUGCCGUAGUGCCCCAACCUGUUCGCCGAGUUAUACAAAAUUUCCUCCUGGUUUGGCUAGAUGCCAAUAUUGAUGCAUCUAACGACGAUUUCAAAACGUCAAUACAACAUUUACAGCAUAUUGUAGCAUCAAUAACAACAUUCACAAAUGCGCAAGAAUGUGUCAAAUUUCUCAAUGAUAUUAAAAAUGAAAAGAUAUUCAUGAUUGUAUCUGGUACAUUAGGGCAGCAAAUUGUACCCAAAGUUGAAUCAUGGCCACAAAUUGAUUCCAUUUAUGUUUUUUGUGGAAAUAAAUCUGUUCAUGAACAAUGGGCAAAGAAAAUACUGAAAAUUAAAGGCGUACACACCAAAAUUGAACAUAUUUGUGAAGUACUCAAGAUCGAUCGAAAUCGAUGCGAUCAAGCCAUGAUUUCGGUCAGCUUCAAUGGUCUCGACCCGCUAUUUAUGUAUACACAAUUAUUAAAAGAAACACUCUUAGAAAUUGAAGACGACGAUGCAAAAUCAAUUAAAGACCUCGUCGACUAUUGUCGUCUUCAUGAAGAUAUACCGAAAGACGAAAUAAAAAAAUUCCAGAGUGAAUAUCGUGAUCAUACACCAAUCUGGUGGUAUACAGCUGAAACUUUUAUUUAUCCCAUGCUGAAUCGCGGACUUCGAAUAAUGGAUAUCGAUAUUAUACUAAAGAUGGGUUUUUUCAUUCGGCAUUUGCACAAUCAUAUUGCUGAAUUACAUCGAGAACAACAAAGUAACAAAUUGGCAAUGCCAUCGAACUUUCAAGUUUUUCGAGGACAAGCUGUCGAAGCGAGAAUGAUACGAACUCAGACUGGUGAUCUUGCUGGCUUGACAUCGAACGGAGUCGACAUUUAUUUAAGCAUUCGUUAUGGACAAGUUGUUAGAUGUUGGUCACCAGCCUCAUUAUCACGCUUCUGGAUCGGUGUAGUUAAUGCUACAGUGUUUGGACCAGUUUGCCAUCCGUAUGGUCCUCAUGGUCAACCGGAAAUAGGUGAGGAAAAUGAGGAUUGUUUGUUUCUAAAUAUUUGGGUUCCUUAA
Rotaria sp. Silwood1 is the source of this 1155-nucleotide messenger RNA. Lineage: Eukaryota; Metazoa; Rotifera; Eurotatoria; Philodinida; Philodinidae. The record is from the annotation of a GenBank genome assembly.